CGUUUGAAGUCAUUUCCUGACGCUGCCGCGAGAAUUGCAGUCGUCUCAGACCCGAGCGGCGGUGGCGGCGGCGCGCGUGCGCGCUCUCGCCGCGCCCUGGACCGAGCGGCGGCGCCGCCGAGGCCCGGUGGUUCAAGCCAGGUAGGAAACAUGAGCGGCAACAACUUGGGUGGGAACGACGAGUUUGAUGAGCAGUUGCGAAUGCAAGAAUUGUACGGAGACACCAAGGAGGGUGACACCCAGAACGAUCCCGGCGGAGAACCCGAUUCUUUCGGGCAGCAGGCGGCUGACACCCCGUACGAGUGGGACCUAGACAAGAAGGCUUGGUUCCCCAAGAUCACUGAAGAUUUCAUUGCUACAUAUCAGGCCAAUUAUGGCUUCUCUAAUGAUGGCGCAUCUAGUUCUACGGCAAACAUACAAGAUGUCAAUACUAGGAUUGCUGAGGAACCUCCACAAAGAAAAACUCCUGAACCCACUGAUCCCAGAAAGAAGGGAGAAAAAAGAAAAUCCGAGUCAGGAUGGUUUCAUGUUGAAGAAGACAGAAAUACAAAUGUAUAUGUGUCUGGUUUGCCUCCAGACAUUACAGUGGACGAAUUUAUACAGCUUAUGUCCAAGUUUGGUAUUAUUAUGAGAGAUCCUCAGACAGAAGAAUUUAAGGUCAAACUUUACAAAGAUAAUCAAGGAAAUCUUAAAGGAGAUGGGCUUUGCUGUUAUUUGAAGAGAGAAUCUGUGGAACUUGCAUUAAAACUUUUGGAUGAAGAUGAAAUCAGAGGCUACAAAUUGCAUGUAGAAGUGGCAAAGUUCCAGCUAAAGGGGGAAUAUGAUGCCUCAAAGAAGAAGAAGAAGUGCAAAGACUAUAAGAAGAAGCUGUCUAUGCAACAAAAGCAGUUGGAUUGGAGACCUGAGAGGAGAGCUGGACCAUCCCGGAUGCGCCAUGAACGAGUUGUCAUCAUCAAAAAUAUGUUUCAUCCUAUGGAUUUUGAGGAUGAUCCUUUGGUGUUGAAUGAGAUAAGAGAAGACCUUCGAGUAGAGUGUUCAAAGUUUGGACAAAUUAAGAAGCUCCUUCUCUUUGAUAGGCACCCAGAUGGUGUAGCCUCUGUGUCCUUUAGGGAUCCAGAGGAAGCUGAUUAUUGCAUUCAAACCCUUGAUGGAAGGUGGUUUGGUGGCCGUCAAAUCACUGCUGAAGCAUGGGAUGGGACUACAGAUUAUCAGGUGGAGGAGACCUCCAGAGAAAGGGAGGAAAGGCUGAGAGGAUGGGAGGCUUUCCUCAAUGCUCCAGAGGCCAACAGAGGCCUUCAGCGAUCAGAUUCUGUUGUUGCAACAGAAAGGGCAGGGCCUUCUAGAGUAAGGCACUUUUCAGAGCACCCUGGCACAUCUGAAAUGAAUGCUGAAGAUUCCGCAACUGAAAUGGCGCUUGAAGAACCUAUUGAUGAGAAGUUUGAAAAGGCAGAAGAUGGGGGAGGCUUUGAAGAAGAUGCUUCUGGAAAUGAUGCUAAAGAAGGUGGCCCCAAAAAAGAGGCCAAAGAAGAAGAAUGUGAAGAGAACUGCCCUGAAGGAGAGUCUGAAGGAGACUGCCCUGAGAGAGAUUGUGAAGAAGGCUGCCCUGAGAAAGAGUCCGAAGAAGGCAGCCCUGGACAAGAGUUGGAAGAGGGGACUCCUAAAAAGGAGUUGAAAGAGAAUGGCUCUAAAAGAGAAAGAGAAUCUCCAAAGAAGAGAUUCAAAAGUGAUUAUGAAGAGAAUGGCUUUGUGAAGGAGUCCAAGCAAGAUGACCCCAACAAGGAUUCUGAAGAGGAGGGUGGCCCCAAAAAGGAGUCUGAAGGGGAUGACUCAGAGAGAGAAUCUGAGGAAGAACACUCAGAAAAACUGUCUGAAGAUGGCUCUGAAAAAGAAUUUGAAGGAAACGGUGUUGAAAGAGAUUUUGACGAAGAUGGCUCUGAUCAGGAAUCUCAUGGAAAUGUUCUUGAAAAUGAGUUAGAAGAAAAUGAUACAGACAGAUCUGAAUAUGAUGAGGGCUCUGAGAGAGUGUUAGAUGAGGAAGGCUCAGAGAGAGAGUUUGAUGAAGAUUCAGAGGAGAAGGAAGAAGGGGAAGAUCCAUAUGAAAAAGUUUUCGAAGAUGAGUCUGAUGAGAAAGAGGAUGAAGAAGCAGAUGAAAAGGGGCCUGAAGAUGCUGACGAAAAGGAGGAAGAAGCCAAUGCAGAUGAAAAGUUCUUUGAAGAUUCUGAUGAAAAGGAAGAGGAAGAAGAUGCAGAUAUGAAGGCAGGUGAUGAGGUAGAGGAGAAGUUAUUCGAAGAUGAUGAUUCCAAUGAGAAGUUAUUUGACGAGGAGGAGAAUUCCAAUGAGAAGUUGUUUGACGAUUCUGAUGAGAAAGGGACUUUGGGUGGUUUUGAGAAUGCUAAGGAAGAAGGGCCCCUGUCCACAGGCAGCAGCUUUGUCCUCAGUAGUGAUGAUGAUGAUGAUAUUUGAUCCCUUAAACUUGCUUCUUAGGGAGAGUCCUUCAUCUCCAUUUGCCUGUGCUUCAGGGUCAUUACUAGUAGUGUUAUAUGAACAUGUGCAUAGUGGUAGGCUGCCAUCAUACUAAUGCAUUGGAGUUUUUUUCAUUGUUACCUGUGCCUAAUGAUUUUAAAUGUGUUCUUUGGCUGUUCAGUUAAAACUUCAGUUAUGAUGCAAGUAAACUGGAUAUUUGUCCUUUUGUCAGAUUUGUUAAAUGCAUGCAGAAUAAUAUUUUUAAAAGUAUUCUGAUUGAAGUUUGUGAUAUUAAAAAAAUAAAAAUAAGUUGAAUUAUGCAAAAACUGAAAAUUGUACUUUGAGUUACACUGGAUUUGGAGUUCCUGCUAUUGCUUUAUUCAUACUAAAGGUUGGUUUUUCUAAGGACUUGAAAAAUCCUGCUGGAGUCUCUCUCUCUCAGCUUGUGUUAACCGCUACAGCCCCAUUUUCUUUCUCUAAACUGGAACCUGUUGCUAAGCCCAUAAAGGAAAUAACACUCGGGAUUUUUUCAUAGCCCAGUCCUUGCAGGUUACCUUUUAUUUGUUUUCUACCUUUUUGUUAUUAAAAUUAACUGUUAGAUAUACACAAAUGAUCUUACUGGAAGUAUAGGGAAGGAGAUUAGAAUUCUACCCUACACUGUUUCUUGACCCUUUUGUGUUUCUUUAGAAGUUGAUUACAGUUUUGGGACUUACAGGAAAAUGUACACAUACACACUACACAGCUGCUUGUGUACUAUUUGGGGAGGUUCAUGGAUCCUCUGAACUUAAGUACCUUUAUCUUGCACACUUCAGUUUGCUUUCAUUUUUGUUUUAGAAUCUCGGUGCCUAGCAUUACACAGAGUUGUGUCAUCCCAAUAAAAUUGUGAAUCUUUCUUCAUUAUAUCCAAAUUCAGAAUUGAUGCAUUUAAUUUGUAGCACUCAGAAGUUUUCUUAUAAAACAGAAAAUAAAUUGUGUCGGUGUUCUUUCA
Messenger RNA from Oryctolagus cuniculus (rabbit), 3451 nucleotides. It is a transcript of the gene HTATSF1, whose product is annotated as HIV-1 Tat specific factor 1. Gene Ontology annotation, cellular component: U2 snRNP; U2-type spliceosomal complex. Gene Ontology annotation, biological process: mRNA splicing, via spliceosome. Gene Ontology annotation, molecular function: RNA binding. NCBI's taxonomy places the organism in Eukaryota, Metazoa, Chordata, Mammalia, Lagomorpha, Leporidae. The record is from RefSeq and is a predicted model, not a curated record.